This is a messenger RNA of Oncorhynchus masou masou (cherry salmon), 2968 nucleotides long. RefSeq names its product transient receptor potential cation channel subfamily V member 6-like. Gene Ontology annotation, biological process: calcium ion import across plasma membrane. Gene Ontology annotation, molecular function: protein binding; calcium channel activity. The record is from RefSeq and is a predicted model, not a curated record. Bases 105 to 2222 code for a protein of 705 amino acids. The transcript is spliced from 16 exons. NCBI's taxonomy places the organism in Eukaryota, Metazoa, Chordata, Actinopteri, Salmoniformes, Salmonidae. Gene Ontology annotation, cellular component: plasma membrane.
AUCAGCUUGGUGUCACAUGAUGUCUGUGUACCUGACUGUCAAUUAGGAGUAAAGGACUGUUUUCUUUCAUAAAGCCGAUUCAAAUAGACUCACCAUAUGAGAGGAUGGCCCCACCUUUGGCAAGAUCUGCUCCAGGUGAGCUCAACCAUUGGUGGAGCCAGCUUAGGUUCCGCCUCCAGAACAGGAAGGGGUGGAAAGAGACGCUGGAUGAAACUUUUUUGCUGCAGAACAAAAGGACAAAUGACAUCCCUCUCUUCUUUGCGGCCAAAGAGAACAGUGCAGGUUGCAUUAAGAAACUUCUGGACUGUGCAUCCACUAACAUAUUUGAGAGAGGUGCUCUGGGGGAGACAGCGCUGCAUGUGGCAGUUCUGAAUGAUAACAUGGAUGCUGCCAUAGCUCUGAUGGACGGAGCACCUGAACUCAUCAAUGAGCCCAUGACCUCUGACCUCUUCCUUGGCAUGACACCUCUCCACAUUGCUGUGGUGAAUCAGAACUUUAACCUGGUCCGCAGUCUGAUUGGUAAAGGGGCGGAUGUGGCCACGCCCAGAGUCACAGGCCUGUACUUCAGGAAGAGAAGAGGAGGGCUGCUCUACUAUGGUGAGCACAUCCUGGCAUUUGCGGCCUGUGUGGGGAAUCAGGACAUCAUCUCCAUGGUGAUCAACGCAGGAGCCAGCACCAGGGCCCAGGACUCCAUUGGUAACACAGUGCUCCACAUCCUGGUCCUGCAGCCCAAUAAGACUUUAGCAUGCCUGGCGUUGGAUCUGCUGUUGGCAUGUGACGUUGAGCUGGACCAGACUGUGCCACUGGACAUGGUGCCCAACUAUCGUGGCUUAACGCCCUUCAAACUGGCUGCCAAGGAGGGCAACCUUGUGGCCUUCCAGCACCUGGUCAACCGGAGGCGAGUCGUCCAGUGGAACCUGGGACCACUGACCUCUAACCUCUAUGACCUCUCAGAGAUCGACUCCUUGGUCGCCGACGACGACCUCUCUGUGCUGGAGCUCAUCGUGGGCAGCCAGAGGAGAGAGGCAAGAAGGAUACUGGAAGUGACUCCUGUUCGGCAAUUGGUCAGUCUCAAGUGGAACCUCUAUGGAAAACACUACUUUAGAUUGUUGCUGCUGCUGUACCUCCUGUACAUUGGGACCUUCACACUGUGUUGUGUGUAUCGCCCUCUAAAGGACGCUCCAGAGAAUUACACUGUAUCUGACAUGGACAAAACCAUCCGUGUGCAGAAAACUCUGAAGGAGAGUUAUGUGACCUAUGGGGACAACUUGCGUCUGGCAGGAGAGAUGAUCAGUGUCCUGGGUGCCCUGGUUAUUCUGCUACUGGAGAUCCCAGAUAUGCUGAGAGUGGGGGCCAAGCAGUACUUUGGACAGACGGCCCUGGGGGGACCCUUCCAUGUCAUUCUUAUUGCCUAUGCGUUCCUGGUGGUGCUGCUGUGUGUGUUCAGGGUCAGUGGGGUGCAGGGGGAGGCAGUUGUCAUGGCUGUGUGUCUGGUGCUGGGCUGGAGCAACGUCAUGUUCUUCGCCCGGGGCUUUCAGAUGCUGGGGCCUUACGUCAUCAUGAUACAGAAGAUUAUAUUUGGAGACCUGACCAAGUUCAUGUGGCUGAGCUUCAUCGUGCUCAUGGGGUUUUCCACCUCCCUGUGGAUGGUGUACAUGACUCAGGACCCAGGCUCUCUACCUGCGUUCCGCUCCUUCCCCAUCACUCUGUUCUCCCUGUUUGAGCUGAGUGUGGGUCUGAUAGACCUGCCAGUGGACCACACCAUCACAACGCCCCCUAUUGUCCAUGUGCUGCACUGCACCUUCUCUGUGGCCUGCAUGCUGCUGCUCAACCUGCUCAUAGCCAUGAUGAUUGAUACACAACGGAGAGUUGCCCAGGAGAGGGAUGAGCUCUGGAGGAUACAGGUGGUGGCCACUACCCUGAUGUUGGAGAGGAGGUUGCCCCGCUGCCUGUGGCCCCGGCUGGGGGUGUGUGGACUGCUCUACGGCCUGGGGGAGCGGUGGUACCUCCGGGUUGAGGAUCGCAACGACCCACUGGUGCAAAAGAUGCGUCGCUACAUCCAAGCCUUCUCUAAGGAUGAGGACCAGAGGAAGGAGCGGGAGGAGAUGGAGAACACUGACACGUCAAAAGGACCUGGAAACCUGGCAUUCUUGCAGAUGAUUCACCACAACUCUCUGGGUUUAGACAUGGAACAGGAAGAGGAUGACCAGGAAGUAAGAUAGAUCUGAGGUUUAAGACAGUAAAACAGAUCAUUAUAUUGUUAUUAUAUAAUAUAUGUGUGAUGCAAGUGUCAUGACGUUGGCCUCUUUGGGUAUAGCAAGCCCCAUCCCCCUCUCCCUGCCUCCCCCUUUCCUCUUUCAACUAGGUUGCUGUGGUCAAAGAGACAUUGUAAAUUCCUAAGGGUCUCCUCAUGGACACACAGUAUUGUUAGCAAAAUUAUGAUUAAAUGACUGAACAAAUCAUUUUAAAUGGAACUGUAACUAAGUAAACUUAUACUCUGUUUUAUUAUAUCUGAUUAACAGUAUGAGUUCAUAAGAAGGGAUUGUGUGACACGGACAAGGAGUAAUUAAAGUUAAUGAACACCAUUCCAACUAGGAAGAAAGGAAUGGUUUGUGGAUGAAGUAAACAGAUAAGGUAGUUAACCUAUGGUUGAACCGACGAAACUGAGCUCUGGGGUGUUUUAGAUAAGGCAGUGAGUGCAAAACUAGGUUUUCUGUUAAUUAGAACUGUCAGCUAAGUGGUGAUCGAUAAUGGUGAGGAGUCAAAAGUUAAUUCAGUUUUGUUGUGUCCUGUGUAUGUGCUAGGGGGUCAGAAUUAACUUUGAAUUAAACUUUUAAAGUUCCCUUUGUUCCAGUCUGGAGGAGGAGAUUCAUUUUUUAAGCAAUGAAAUGAUGUCAGGUUAUUGUAUAUAAACUGUUGCUCGUGGUAACGUGGCAGCGUGCUCUGAGAAUAAAUUAUGUUACCUAUU